Molecule: messenger RNA, 1191 nt
Organism: Capsicum annuum
Lineage: Eukaryota; Viridiplantae; Streptophyta; Magnoliopsida; Solanales; Solanaceae
Product: bidirectional sugar transporter SWEET9
Exons: 6
Coding region: 117-965 (282 amino acids)
Biological process (GO): carbohydrate transport
Cellular component (GO): membrane
Molecular function (GO): sugar transmembrane transporter activity
Source: RefSeq, a predicted model, not a curated record
UAGCUCUCACAAUUCCAUCCUCAAGUAGAACUUGCAGCUCUUGAAUCACUUUACUUCGAGAGACAAAAAACAAGCUAGAGAUUUUCACAAUUCUUUGUUCAAAAAAAAAAAAAAUCAUGGUUAACCUUAGUCACUUAGCUCCUAUUUUUGGUACCCUUGGCAGCAUCGUCUCGUUCAUUGUGUUCCUUUCUCCAUUGCCAACAUUUUAUAAUAUUUAUAAGAAGAAAUCAAGUGAAGGCUAUCAAUCAAUUCCAUACGUGGUUGCUCUAUUCAGUGCAUUGCUUACCUUAUACUAUGCACUUCUCAAAGGAAACAUGAUACCCGUUAUCAUUAUAAACGCCUUUGGUAUCUUUAUUGAGACAAUUUAUGUGGGUUUCUACUUUUUCUAUGCAUCAAAGAAAGCCAAGAUUCAAACUAUGAAGUUUGUUCUUUUAUUUGUGGGUGGUGGCUUUGGAGCAAUUGUUCUAGUUGUUCAAUUUCUGUUCCAUGGAGCUAUACGUGCCCAAAUUGUUGGAUGGAUAUGCAUUGUAUUUUCAGUAGGUACAUUUGCAGCACCAUUAUGCAUACUGAGAAAAGUUAUCAAAACGAAGAGUGUGGAAUACAUGCCAUUUCUCCUAUCAGCUUUCCUUACACUAAGUGCUGUCAUGUGGUUCAUUUAUGGUCUUCUUCUAAAAGACAUUGUCAUUUAUUCACCAAACAUCUUAGGAUUUGCCUUCGGUGUUGUCCAAAUGGUGCUUUAUAUGAUGUACAAAAACCACAAAGACAACAUGAAUGUUACAAAGGAGCAGAAACUUCCAGAGCUACUACAAAAUCAUGUGAUAAUUUUAGAUGAUGAGAAAAAGCUUCCUCAUUUAACUGAAGAGCAGAUUAUUGAUAUUUGGAAGCUUGGUACAUUGGUUUACUCUGAGAAACUUGCAGCUGAAGUUGAGAAGAAUAAGCCAAAGUUGCAAACUGUGGAAACCUAAUUAAGAACUAAACUAAAUAUUUUUAAUCUAAGUUUGGAAUUGGCAUUUUCCUUUCAUUUGCUUUUUCCUAAUUAAUCCUAAAGUGUUGUGUAAGUGUUUUGUGUACACGAGUGAAUUCUCAGCUCAUGUAAUAAAAUUUCUCUUGUUAUAUGCAUGUACCUAGAACAAGAAAAUGCUUGUAUGUAUUUUCUUUAUUACAAAUAAAAUUACAUUUUUGUUUGGAUAA